Molecule: messenger RNA, 5183 nt
Organism: Fusarium odoratissimum NRRL 54006
Lineage: Eukaryota; Fungi; Ascomycota; Sordariomycetes; Hypocreales; Nectriaceae
Exons: 1
Coding region: 467-3805 (1112 amino acids)
Biological process (GO): monoatomic cation transport; copper ion homeostasis
Cellular component (GO): membrane
Molecular function (GO): ATP hydrolysis activity; ATP binding; copper ion binding
Source: RefSeq, a predicted model, not a curated record
UUCUGAAUAAAGGAACGAAACACAAAUUCACACAGACAAGGGCUUUUCUUCUCUAGCAUCAUUCAUUUGCUCUCACAGCAGUCAACAUGGCGUUUAUAUGACCAAACACGAGGUACAACAAGAAAGUUGUCGCUAAUAUUAAAUUGCACUAGUGACAAAGCAUCAUGACGAUAGAGUCAUCAUUUGCGACAUUUGUGCGGUUUUUGGCCACGACGCAAUGCUAUUUAAUACUGGCCGUGGAAGCGACUCGAGACAGCUAGAAAUUAUCAACUCUACAUUAACAAAACUUAAGAUCAUUGUUUAUUCUUUUUUCUUUUUUUUAUUAAAAAAAAAAAAACAAAAUCAGCUGGCAAACGCUCGUGCCCUGCUCAAUCACUCAAGGUGAAUACAAAAACAUCUUCACCAAGCACUUGUCAUCCUAUAUUUCAUCACAACACACAACGCUCGACUGUGAUACACUCCAAAAAUGGCGUCCACAGAAACUGUUGUCACGACCUCCUAUCUCCUCGGGAACCUGCACUGCCCGACCUGUGUCACUUUGAUUCGCUCCCUCUUACACGAUGCCUUUGGCGACAAUGUACUCUGGGUUUCCCCAAAUCUCGUUACGUCCGUUGUUACAGUCGAGCACAAAGAGAACUCCUCGGCUUCGGUUGCCAGCAUGCAUAGGGUACUUCAAGACGCUGGUUUCGAAGUUUGCGGCCUCAACACAACCGCCAGAAAUGCGAAUGAUCUCUAUCGCACUUCACAGGUUGACGGGGAGAGUAGCCGUGUCGCCGAGCGUUCCGAUGGCUGGUUGGAUUCUUUCUUUCACUUUUGGCGCCCACAAGUAUCACCUUUGGCGAUAGAGGCCGCUCGUGCUGCCCACCUCGAAAAUUGCGAAGCAUGUAAAUCCGAGAAAAUUCCCGGAAAGUCACCAUCUGAUGAUAAGAGUGGACUGGUUCGGGUUUCUUCUAUCGUAUCCGAUACCCCUACCAGACGUUCUUCUCUGCCGUAUCCCCUCCAAAAAGUGGUUACAGAAGCAUCCCCCACUCCAUCAUGGCGAGUUACACUCUCUGUUGGCGGCAUGACAUGUGCUAUUUGUGUCAAUACCAUCACGCAGGAGAUGGAGAAGUAUCCCUGGGUCACAAAAGUCGCUGUGAACCUCGUUUCUAACAGCGCAACAAUCGAAUACACAGAUGGUGAUCGAGCACAAGAUAUUGUUGAUGCCAUUGAGGAUCUCGGAUACGAUGCUACAAUCGACGAGGUUGUCAAUCUACAAGAGAAAAGGGUUUCGGCUGAGGAGCGUGAGGUUGAAGUGAGUGUUGAUGGCAUAUUUUGCCAGCGAUGUCCAGAGCGAAUCGUCACAACUCUCAAGGGUCUUGCUCCAGGCCGACUCCAGAUCUUCCAGCAGCCUACUGUUCAGAACCCUAUCCUAAGACUCCGUUAUACACCUGAUGCUCCAAGAUUUACCAUCAGGCAGAUCUUGCAAGCCAUCGAAGCAGCCGACGAGUCUCUCAAAACCUCAAUCUACCAUCCUCCCACACUCGAGGAGCGAUCUCGAAUCAUCAGAGCCAAGCAUCAACAAGCUCUGUUGUAUCGUGUAAUUCUUACAAUUGUUUUCGCUGUCCCUACCUUUGUCCUAGGCAUAGUUUACAUGAGCCUACUACCAGAUUCCAAUCACGGAAAGAUGUACCUCAUGAAACCUUGGGUCUCCGGACUCAGCCGCCUCGAUAUUUGUCUUUUCGCCCUUGCUACGCCAGUCUACUUCUUGGCCGCUGAUGUGUUUCACGUACGAGCAGUCAAAGAAGUCCGAACAAUGUGGCGAAGGGGAAGUCGCAUGCCCCUAAUGCAACGCUUUUACAGAUUCGGUAGCAUGAAUAUGCUUGUUUCACUGGGAACAAGCAUAGCCUAUUUCUCCUCAGUCGCACAGAUGAUUGCCGCAGGGGCAUCCCGGAGAGAGCAUCAUGAGUCUGGAGCAGAAAUGUAUUUUGACUCUGUCGUUUUCUUGACGCUGUUCCUUCUCUUGGGAAGGCUCAUCGAGGCGUACAGUAAAUCCAAGACUGGCGAUGCAGUCGAAAUGCUAGGCAAGCUUCGUCCAACUACAGCCCUCCUCCUUGAAAAGGACAAGGCUGGGGGCCAGAUCACUAGCACUGUGCCUGUUGAUCAACUUGACUCUGGAGACAUCAUUCGUGUGCCUCAUGGUGCAUCCCCUGCCGCCGAUGGCAUUCUCGUCAGUGGAGAGACUAACUUUGACGAAUCGAGUCUCACUGGAGAAUCUCGACUCAUCAAGAAGACGGAAGGAGAUCAAAUCUUUGCUGGGACAAUCAACAAGGCAGCAGCCGUUACCAUGCGUGUCACGGGCGCCUCUGGGCAGUCAAUGCUAGACCAGAUCGUUCAAGUUGUGCGGGAAGGUCAGACAAAACGAGCGCCAAUUGAACAGAUCGCCGACCUUCUGACCACCUAUUUCGUUCCUGUUAUCACUCUCAUAGCAGUCCUCACCUGGAUUAUCUGGAUGGUGCUUGGCUUUUCUGGCGCUGUCCCAGAUCACGAGGAGUCCUCUUCUGGCGGCUGGGUAGUGUUUGCCCUCCAAUUUGCCAUUGCCGUUUUUGUUGUUGCUUGCCCGUGUGGCCUCGCACUUGCAGCACCCACAGCCAUCUUUGUAGGCGGAGGUAUUGCGGCUAAGCACGGUAUUCUUGCCAAAGGCGGAGGUGAAGCGUUUGAGAAGGCGAGCAAGAUUGAUUGCGUCGUCUUUGACAAGACGGGUACUCUCACCGAGGGAGGACAGCCGAAAAUCACCGAUUCUGUACUCUUCCCAGACACUUCGUCAACUGAAGAGGAACGUAGUACUUUUCUAUCAGCACUCAAGGCUACCGAAGAGAGCAGCAGUCAUCCUAUAGCCAAAGCGAUUGUCUCCUUCUGUGGUGAUGCUCCGGCUAGCAAUGUUCAGAAUCUCGAGGAGUUGGCUGGAAGGGGCAUGAAAGCCUCAUUCAAGGGCGUUGACAAUCAAGAGAUGGACAUGAUUAUCGGCAACGAAUUGCUCAUGCGAGAAUUUUCAGUAAAUUUGUCGCCGCACAUCUCUUCGCUUCUCGAUACCUGGAAAUCCGAAGCCAAGUCAGUUGCUAUAAUCGCCACGAAGGCAUCAUCUGCCGAUACCUGGACACUUGCCGCAGCGCUGUCCAUCUCGGAUCCGAUCCGUCGUGAGACCAUUCCUGUCAUCCGAGCGUUGACUUCUCGUGGUAUUCAGGUAUGGAUGUUGUCUGGUGACAACGUCACCACCGCCCGCGCGGUGGCGCAGCGCGUUGGCAUACCCUCGUCUAAUGUCCUGGCUGAGGUUCUCCCAUCGGACAAGGCAGCUAAGAUCUCAUCUCUCCAAGCCUCUGUCCACGCACGCGGCUCAAUGACCAAACGCGCUACUAUCGCCAUGGUCGGAGACGGGAUCAACGACUCCCCCGCGCUCACGACGGCCGAUGUGGGCAUCGCCAUAGGAACGGGAAGCGACGUAGCCAUUAGCAGUGCGGCAUUCGUGCUCGCAACGUCACAGCUUACGGCUGUAGUCACGCUCUUGGAUCUCAGCCGCGCCGUCUUUCGACGGAUUCGUGUCAACUUUGCGUGGGCACUUGUGUACAACAUGCUUGCCGUGCCCGUUGCGGCUGGGUGCUUGUAUCCGAUUGAGACUUCAAGUGGAGAACGCGUAAGGCUGGAUCCCGUGUGGGCGGCUCUCGCGAUGGCUCUAUCAAGCAUCAGUGUAGUGUUGAGCAGCCUGAGCCUUCGGACUCGGGUUCCUGGAGUCGGAUUUCGCUCUCGCAAGGUUGACAUGGAGGAGUAGUAUUAGGAAUGGCGGUAGGGGUAUUGGCAGUGGUAAUGUUGGCAGUAAUGGUGUAGCUGCAUAUUAUGUCAUCGUUUAGAUAGUACGAGCUCACCCUCCAGAUUCUCAAAUUCAGGGUUCUCUUAGAUAUGCACAGCUUACUCUUCCGCUCUCACGCACCUCGUGCCACGCAUAUGCCAUGUCGUCGAUCUCAUGUGGUGAACCAAUAGACGAAUUCUCGCAAUCACCCUGUCUCGAAACAUGUACCCAAUGUGAUUCUCCUUCGGUCCCGGCGGAGGUUACAAAGAAUAUGUCAUUCACACCAUUUUCAUUUUCGUUGGUGUGAGUCGCUGCUCGCCCGAGGGAUCCGUGAUGACUUCACAGCCACGAUCGAUCAAAUCUGUCCUCACUCAAUUGAGCGUGCGCUGUUGCAUCAUGGAGCAUUGCCGACUUAACGAGUACACAAUAUAUUAUGUACAAACGAUUAAAACAUGGUUUAAUUGAGCAACCUAAAAAUAUAACACGUUGAUGGUUGAGUAGACGUGGAGAGGAGAGGAGAGUUCAAAACACGUUUCAUUGCGAAUGAAACAUGACAAGGUUCAUGCACUCAUCAACCUCGUAUCAAGUAAAGCAAACUCCAUAAAACAAGCUCUACUCGUAUUUGUCCGCCACCCGCAUACGCAACCGUCUCCAUAUGUAGACACCCUGGCUCUGAGUGCGCAAUCAAGUAUUUUCUCUUGAGUCAUUCAAGAAAAAUGCAAUGUAAUUUCAAUCUCUAGCUACUGUAGCAAUUGCAUCCGGCAGUGCACGCAAAUGGAAUCUAUUUGUCUGCUUACAUCUUGAUCCUCUGUCGGACUCGUCAAAAUCCGGAUUCGAAGGAUUUGACUGUUUGUGGUAGAAACGAUUACGUGAUUGGUCAAAGUACCAAGUAAGCCUACCAAAUUUGGUAACUGGCCCCAAACUGUAGGGGAGGACCCUGCAGAGGCGCAUCGUCAGGCAUAAGGAAGGCUUAUUUUAAGGCACUACCGACACUGGCUUACACAUUCACUGUAAGAAAAUGGCUUGCAGUGAACCUCGCAAGGAUGGAUGGCACAGAAAAGGAAUUAUUGAUAAUUCAACACUGAAUUGGAGAGAUCGCGGCAUGUCGCCCGAUUUGUAGUGGAAAGUUGAAUAAUACUAAGUUGUAAUUUGGUAUCUGUAUUGUUCUUAGAUGUUGUUGUUGUUGUUGGGCCCCCAAAGAUGUAUACCCCAUUAAAUAACUCCAUGAUCCAAAUCCUUUCAAAAUGUGGCAGUGUAUGAUGCCUACUCCUUAUCCUGAUCCUAAUCCUAUUCCCCCAUCAUAUCCCCGAUACCAAUCGGGGGGGGCGUAAUACUUUGUAGAGGCCGUCAAACAACAUUG